AUGUCCCAUGCGCGCUAUGCAUUAUCGGACGAUGAGGAGGGCGGUAUGCAUGCUGAUCAGGCAGGCAACGCGGACUUAUCAAGAGUGAAACCAGAAGCUGCAUUGCCGCCUAUGCCGCAGGUAGAACUGGACCUGGGCCUGGACACGCAGGAGGACACGGCACAAGAGGAGCCGCACAUUUUGCGACUUGCUCACGCAUGGCUAAACGAGCGCGGAGCACCCGAGAUCCUUGCAUGGGAUUUUAACAUCGUCGAGAAGGUAAUGGACCAAAUAUUACAGCAACAGUCGAUCCUGGACUCGCUCGCUUCUGACGCAUCGACGUCGGAGGAAGAGCAUUUCCGGCUCAACCUUGUGCAAUUGGACGUAGAGCGCGCCAAGUGGCUAUUGCGCAGCUACCUGCGUUCACGUCUUGUUAAGAUUGAAAAAUAUGCAGCGUACAUUAUGGAGCAUCGGACCGAGCAGGCACGGCUCUCCGACGUCGAACUCGGCUACGCGAAACGAUACCACCAGCUCAUGCACGAUCAUUACACAAAUGCGGUGCUUCAGUUUCUUCCAGAGACGAUGCGUAGCAUGCAAGACGCUGUCCCUGGAUCUGCACCGGAGAGUCGUGCGGGGAAAAUGGCUGCGUCCCCCAACCUCGACACGCCCGUAUUUAUCUACUGCCGGGAAGACUGUGGCCCCCUACGGGUGUUUGAGCUUGACGGCGCCCCCGCAGCGCUGGACAAGGGGAGCAUCCACCUACUCGCUUACCGCAGUAUCCGGCUCUUGUUACAGCAGCGGCGCGUGGAACUGUUAUAA
This is a messenger RNA of Malassezia vespertilionis, 798 nucleotides long. It is a transcript of the gene SLD5, whose product is annotated as GINS complex subunit. The coding region runs from base 1 to 798 and encodes 265 amino acids. The transcript is spliced from 3 exons. Gene Ontology annotation, biological process: double-strand break repair via break-induced replication; DNA-templated DNA replication. NCBI's taxonomy places the organism in Eukaryota, Fungi, Basidiomycota, Malasseziomycetes, Malasseziales, Malasseziaceae. The record is from RefSeq and is a predicted model, not a curated record. Gene Ontology annotation, cellular component: GINS complex.